ACUGGUGGUGGGGAAGGGGAGGACAUCUAUAAAUUGGUAAAUGUACGACCAAAGUAAUUAUCAUCUUUGAAUUGUUCAAGUUUCACACACACACACACAGAAUGGAACAAGGAGGGAAGUCACUUAGUGGUAAAAGGAUUGCUAAGGUGAAGAUCAAGUCUGAUGGUGAUGUUUUUCAUGAGUUAUGGAAGUCACUCCAACUCCAAAUUCCCAGCUUGACCCCGACAACCUUCAAAAAUUGUCAAACUUUGGGAGGUCAAGUUGGAAUCGUUGGCUGUGUUCUCGUAUGGAGCUAUUUCCUUGAUGGAAAAGACUGUUUAGCGAAGACGCAAAUCGUUGACAUUGACUCAGAAAAGAAGUCUAUCACCUAUAAGUUACUUGAUGGGGAUCUGGCGAACCUAUAUGAGACGUUGAUUGUGAAUAUUCGUGUAGAGGCUGAUGGCUUAGAAAACCUUGUAACAUGGACAGCCGAGUAUGAGAAGCUAAGCCCUGAUGUUCCAGACCCGGAUACACUUAUGGACUUCUACAGAAAGGCUACCAAAGAAAUAGAGACACGCCUGCUUCAAACUAAGUAAAUCUGUUUCAAAGUCAUGAUAUACCGUAAGAAUACUUCGGAACUAAAUAAUUGAUUGAAUAUGCAUGUUUUGCUACCAUAUUGUAAAAAAACUUUUUUUUUUUUUUUUUUUUUUUUUUU
Messenger RNA from Lactuca saligna, 694 nucleotides. Lineage: Eukaryota; Viridiplantae; Streptophyta; Magnoliopsida; Asterales; Asteraceae. The record is from the annotation of a GenBank genome assembly.